This is a messenger RNA of Caenorhabditis briggsae, 1386 nucleotides long. Gene Ontology annotation, molecular function: ATP binding; protein serine/threonine kinase activity. The record is from RefSeq and is a predicted model, not a curated record. Gene Ontology annotation, cellular component: cytosol; axon; cytoplasm. Bases 1 to 1386 code for a protein of 461 amino acids. The transcript has 5 exons. NCBI's taxonomy places the organism in Eukaryota, Metazoa, Nematoda, Chromadorea, Rhabditida, Rhabditidae. Gene Ontology annotation, biological process: signal transduction; negative regulation of canonical Wnt signaling pathway; protein phosphorylation.
AUGCCCCUCGUCUCUCCAACAAGAUACAACAUUCAGGAGGCUUACGAAAUGCCAGCCGACAAUAAAAAAGUGAUGCUAAAAAUCGACGACGUUCAUCUUCACUCGUGCGGCGUGUUCAGCAACGUCUACAAAGGAGACCUUCGUGAGCCAUAUGCAAAGAAGAUUGCCAUUAAGAAGAGUUGGCCGGAAAAAGGAGAGCGAAACUUUGAGUUCAUUUUUUUGACUGGACGCGAGCGGAGCAAACACAAGAAUGUGAUUCAGAUGAUUUUUGCAUUUAGUCACAAUUAUGAUAAUAAGGUUUGUGAAUCGUAUGUUUUCGACUACAUGCCAAAUACACUCGCCGAAGUCAUACGUCAGAAGCUGACUGAUAUUGAUAUCCGUCUCUAUACAUGGCAGAUGUUCGCUGGAUUGAAAUAUCUAGAGGAGCACAAAGUGGUUCAUCGAGACUUGAAACCAGUCAACAUUCUUGUGGAUCAUGAUACUGCGCUUCUCAAAAUCAGUGACUUUGGAUCUGCGAAAAUCAUCGUGAAGGGAAAAGCCAACAACUUCUAUCAAGUCACCAGAUUCUACAGACCACCUGAAUUGCUCCAGAAGGCCAUGGAAUAUUCGGCAACAGUUGAUGCUUGGUCAGCAGGUUGCAUUCUGGCGGAAAUGGUGAAGCGUCAUGUGGUUUUUCCUGGACGGGAUAGUACUCAUCAGAUGAAAUUGUAUUGUCGUUGUUUUGGAGCACCAAAUGAGCAGGAGAUCAAGGCCAUGAAAGGAGAAAGACUGGACCAGGAAUUUUGGAAAUUCACGAAAGGAUAUGGAUUGCAAAGGCUUGUCACCGAAAUUACACCAGAACAGCUCCAGUUUUUGAAACGCAUCCUGGUGUACACUCCAGAAAAACGUCUUCGCGGAAAAGAACUUCUCCAGGAUCCGUUCUUCCGACCAUUGUUCAAGGCGGGUGCUGUUCGUCAAAAUGGACAAAAAAUUUCAGAAGUGAUCACACAGGCAGAUUACAAAAAAGCUUGCGAAAACGAAGAUGCCUCAGCCUGCCGUCUCGCACAACUCGCCAAGACUGACACCAAAGAUCAAGGAAUUCCAAACUGUGAGAAGAGUAAUUCCUACGAGAAUGUCGUUACCAGAAGAUCCACUCUCAUUCCGAAAGAACAAAAAAUGGCUCGUGAGGUCAAGUCGAAAGAAGACAAUUCGAACGAUGAUCGCCGCCUUGGAUCGAGUGAGGAUCGCAAAUCAGAGAACGAGGCCAAGAAGAAGCGAUCUACAGAAGUGGCAUCGGCUGGAAGGCGUAGUGAUCAGAGCAGUAGUACUGGUGUCGGGAAAAAGUCGGUGAUGAAGUCAUUGAUGCAACAUAUCACAUCUCGUCACCAUGAUGCCCAUCAGGAAUGA